UUGACAUUUGACAAUGACAAUUUAUUAUAAAUAUUAAAUUUACAGACUCUGGAUCGCAACCCAUUUAAAAAUAUUUUCAGAGUAAUGCGGAAGUACAAUAAUAAUCAAAUCAUGACAUAUUUUAAAAUAUGUUGAUCAAACAUUUGCCUGAUAUCCUUGCAUCUCCUCUGACUCAAUGCCCUCCGGGAAUGGUUCCAUCAUUGUCUUCUUGUUACCUACGUGUAGUCAACGAAAAAAAUACAAACUACACGCUCAGCGAAACCGCUGAGUGAGAGUUUAUGGUAAGUAUUUGGGAUGAAAUAAUAUGAAUUUUGGUGAAGAAAAACAUGCCAACCCGAGGAGCUCGCCACCACUGGCGCAGUCCCGGUAUUUUGGCCAUAUCUUCUUCGUUACUUAACGAAAUCGCGAGCCGUUUGUUGGGUUGGAUUCGUAACGUCCGGGGCUACAACUUUGGUUCAAGAAGUAUUUCGAGAUAAUGGAUGGAAAAUUUCAGUUUUUACCUUGAAGUUGCUGCUGCGUUUUUGGACUCAAAAUUUGGAAACUUUGGAUGGUUUUCUUGCUCCUUCUUCUUCUUCCUUAACAUACUACCAUGGAGUUGGAGUUUUCUUUUCUUCUUCUUGUUGCUGCCGACAGAGAGAGGGAGAGAUGGAGAGGAGAAGAUGAAUGUUGAUGAUGGUGGAUGAUGGUGAAGAUUAUGAUGAUGAUGGUAGUGGUAGGGUGAUAUUACAGGGAAAAGGAAUUGGAGGUAUAUGUCUCUCCCAACCUAAUUACAAAAAGUGGAGCCGACUCUUCCUUCUUCUGGUUCGGUGCUUCAACCUUAAGGGGUACAUCGAUGGCUCCGUCGUCCCCCUCUUCUAUGACGACAACGAAUGGUUCCAACUCGACGCUCUCGUCCAGGGUUGGAUCCUCUCCACCAUCACUGAUGAGGUCUCAGAUCUGGUCAUCUCCUCUGUUUCUACUGCCUCUCUUCUCUGGAAAGUCAUCCACUACUUGUUCCACGACAACAAACAUGCCCGAGCUAUGCAGUUGGAGAAUGAAUUCCGCACGACGGUCAAGGGUAACUCAACCAUGGCAGCUUAUUGCCAACAACUGCAGAACCUUGCCGACUGGUUGGAUGAUGUCGAUGCACCAGUCUCCCAACACCAACUCGUUCUUCAAAUGCUUCGUGGUCUCCCUGCCGAUCUCCAGGCACAAACAUCAUUCAUGCAAUUUCAGGACGAGUCCCUCCACGUUUCUGCAGGUUCGAUUCGCCCUCAUGCUGCUGGAUCGACAACAAACGAGUCCCUCCGACUCGGGCACCACGGCGUUUCUCACGACCGAGCCGGCGGCAACACCAAAGGCGGCACUCACGGCGGUACUCCCGGCGGCUAUGGCGGACAGCAUGGCGGCAUAGGCUAUGGGGAAGGCAACUCCGGGCAACGUGGAGGCUAUGGACGAGGACAAGGCCGUGGCGGUGGAAAUCGGGGCAGAGGGGUCUUUGGAAGUCGCCCGGAUGCCACGAUCGCAUUGGAGUUGGUUCCCGCCGUCAAUUUCGCCGGAUUUAGCCGGAAAACGCUCCGACCCGCCGGAAACCGCCAGCUAAGAGAUGACUUGAUGACAAUGCUUAUUGCUGGCCACGAAGCUGUUCUUACUUGGGCUGUUUUUCUGCUAUCGCAAAAGUUAAAAGCCCAAACCGAGUUGAGCCCAAUCUAAUUUAUGAGGAAAAAAAAUACAGAGCUUAUCAUUUGUAUGUCCGCAGAGCCUGUGAGCGAUCUACGGAAGAACCCUAAGACCGAUUUCACUAAUUUAAGAUUGCCAGGUUGAAACCCAAGAAAUGGGUGACAAGAAGAAGGCGGGUGCAUUGUUUGUGAAGCUGGUUUCAACAGCGGGAACGGGAUUCUUCUACGUGGUGAAGAAGACAAAGAGGCUCCAAACUAGCCAGACCAAGCUCGAGUUCCGCAAGUAUGAUCCCCGUGUUAAUUCUCAUGUUCUCUUCAAGGAAGAGAAAAUGAAGUGAUUUUCAAAAACGCCCAAAAAAAACAACAAAAAAACGAAUGGGGGAUUUGGAGACAAUGGUUACUGGUUUCUUUUGUAUGUUUUGCAAGAUCGUUCUGCGCAAUUUAUUUGUUUUAUUUAUGCAAAUGGCGUUUUUCGUUUUAAACACAGCUUAUUCUAAACACUUGGCUUAUUAAGGUUGUUUACUGGUUCCUAUGGGAGAGCAGAUGAUCAUUAAGCAGACAAGUUAUGGUGACACUUUUUUUAAUACCAAAUUAAGAUCAUAUAAUAAUGUUUGUAAUUAAUGGUAUUGUUUUAG
Messenger RNA from Cuscuta campestris, 2293 nucleotides. Lineage: Eukaryota; Viridiplantae; Streptophyta; Magnoliopsida; Solanales; Convolvulaceae. The record is from the annotation of a GenBank genome assembly.